UAUGAAGCCACUGUCUGUCAACAGUAUCUGUCAGCCGACUCCGCCCAUUGAAAAGUUUAAUACGCCAUUAACAUAGGAAGAUCAGGGGGACUAAGGGUGCUGAAGAACUGAGUUAAGUAGCUUUCCUGAUUGCGAGAUCUCUCUGAGCAACAUAGUCUUAAAGAGACAUUAGACGAUAUGGAGCUUGAGGGAGACCCUGAAGUCGUGAGUAGGAGUGUCGAGGAGGAGAGAGUUGAGUCACCUGGUCUCAGCUGCCUGUCUAUGAAGAGUAACAGGUCAAUGUUUGAACCCAUUCACUUCAGAGGAGAAACCAUGCACCCGGAUCUCAGUUUGCUGACUGUGCGUCAUUUCAGAUGCCCUUUGUGUUCAGAUGUGUUGACAAACCCGGUCUCCAUUCCCUGUGGACACAGUUACUGCAGGCAGUGUAUCAGCACACACUGGGCCCAGCCCGGCCAUGCAGGAAACUAUGUGUGCCCCCAGUGCAAUAAGAGAUUCAGAGCCAAGCCUGAGCUCUACACUAACACAGCCUUGGUCAAGGUGCUCCACGAGCUCCAGCAGGCAGGCUUCAGUCCUGCCCUCCCUGCUCUGGGCUACGCUGGGCCCAUGGAUGUGGCAUGUGAUAUAUGCUCUGGCCAGAAGCUGAGGGCGGUUAAGUCCUGUUUGACCUGCACUGUCUCCUACUGUGAGCCUCACGUCAGGCAGCACUACACCAUCCCAGCUCUGCAGAGACACACCCUGGCCGAUGUCAUUGGAUACGGUGGACACAAAGACCACCAUGGUAACACUGGAAAGAAAGAGAGAAUCAAAGAGGAGAGAAAUAAUGAGAAUGAGGUGGAGGGGAGCGUCUCUAAAAAGAUGAAGAUGGGGGAAGAAGAUUCUGAGCUGAAGAAAAUCAUCUCUGAGCUGAGGAAGGAGAAUUCAGUAUUAAAACAAGAGGCAAUUGAGAAACAACGGAUGGACAUCAGAACUGCUGACCUGUAUAAGACCAUCAACAAACUCCGCUCAGACCUUCAGCAAAAAGCAGCUGAGACUCAGAGAGGAAACCUGGAGAAUAUUACAGCUGGCUGGGUGGAGGUGCCAGCUCUGGGUCGGCCCAUUCACCCUGGAAUGCUGUAUAACUGUUGCUCUGAGUCCUUCACUCCAGACUUCUUGUGUGACUCAGACAAUAAGAUAAAAAGGAAAAUAUCCCUGCCGUUCCCAUUCACUGAGACCAAGGUAAUAGAGACAGACUCUCUGCAGGAGAGGUUCAGAGCUUUGGGACUGGAUCAGCCAAUCAGAACCAGUUUCCUGUCUGGACUGGUGGAUGUGGGAGGAGCUGCAGAGUAUCUAAACCAUCCUCUCCUGCACAAAGGGGACUAUGUGACUCUGCACUACAAAAGAACCACCCGACUGGAUCAGUUGACUUUCUUCCUGUUAGAGAAGGUGAGGUGUCCUGAAGUGAUUCAGCAGCAAACAUCCACACACAUGGUCAUGGCUGUGACAUAUGGAACUCAGGCCUUCAUCGUUUGUAAGACCAGCAGAACAUGGACCAUGAGCAAAGUUAUCAAUAAACUGAAGAAAAUGAUCCAAUUUCUCACAGCAGAGGACGGAGCGUCUCAACUAGCUACAUCUUCUGGUCUCACCUGUACCUACUAUGGAGAUCUUGAGACAAAUAGAGGUGAUAGAGAGAUAACUGAUCUCAGUGAGUCCUUCCCUAAGCUGCUGGGUCUCAGUGGAGAGAAGGCUGUUCCUUUGAGAGUUUGGCUCUGCCCUCUGAAGAACCUGUACCCUGCAGCAACCUGUGUGAGGGAGAUCAGUGAAGACCUGCAGUCCAGGGUAGAGAGAGAGAUGGAACACUACAGAUACACAGGCACAAGGUGUGAGGAGAUGGUAAAGCAUGAGUGGGUCAGUAAAGUUCAGGACCUGAAAGAUAAAUUGAUCAAUUUUAUAGAUCUCAUUCAACAGUACCUAGCUCAACUGCAGAAACUCAUGGGUAGAAUUUUGGUGUCUGUGAGGUCAGGAGUGCAGGAGGAGAAAGCUGUUGAAGAGGAGAUGAAAGGUCAUGACCUGUCCCCGUUCAGAAUGGAAGCAACAGGACAGUGGCUGGAUGACAAACAGGCUGAGCUGAAGUUCCUUGAAUCUCUUGACUCUAAAAUCAGAUCUAAGAUGGUGUCUACAGACCAGCUGCAAAAAGUCAUUAGUAAUUCAAAGACAGACACUGUGGUGUGUUUCACUCUCACCUCUCUGGGUGAAACAGACCUGUAUCUCUCAUCCCUGAAGCAGCAUCUUGACUCCCUACAGACAUACUCACAGACCAGGCCUGGCCACCGCUACCAGCACACUCAACCCUGGUUCAAGUCUGAGGAGAACAAGGAGAGAGUAACAACGGCAGCUAGAGCUUUUCUUGAUUUCGUUAAGGUCACCAAGAAACUCAAGAUCGUUGCAACCUCCAUUCCAAAUGAUUCCACUCCUGGAGCCUCCAUCCGUCUCUACCAGGGAGGCAGGUUAGUGGACUCUGACUAUGAAGCUGUGUCAAAGCCUGAGACCGUUAAGGUAGUAGACACAGAGCAGAGUAGUGUGACCCUCCUCUUAUCCCCGUCAAAGACUGGACACACUGACAGGUUCAGAGUGGAGUACAGACCUGUCAGACCUGACCUGUUCUUUCUCCAUGAGGAGAAGAACUGGAGAAGCAUGACGACCGGAGAAAAUGGGAAAGCCUUUGUGAUAUCAGGCCUGGAGAGAGAUACACAGUACCAGAUCAGACACAGAGCAGAGGACAUGGCAGGAGUGACUAGUGAGUUCAGUGACAUCACUGUGGCAGAGACUGGGUCAGGGUCUGAGCCUGGGCGUCCGGUAGUCCAGUCAGCAGACAGAAACUCGGUCACUCUGACCUGGAGAAGACCAGUGGAGGCUGCAAAGGGACGGCCUGUGCUCCACUACAGACUGGAGUACAGAGAGGAGGGACAGGACGAGUGGGUCAUACUGCUAACAGACAGGGACGAGUGUGUGUACUCCCUAACACCCACACACACCUCUUGCAGAGUCAGAGUAUGUGCCAUCUAUAGAGAGGGAGACAUGAGUGAACCUAGCAAAGAAACAGUCAUCCCACUGGCAGCUGAUGUGACUCUGGACCCUGAUACAGCUCACUGUGAGUUGAUCCUGUCUGAUAAUGGGAGGAGAGUGACAGUAGGAAAAAAAAGGAAGGUUCCUAAUAAUCCACAGAGAUUUGAUGGGUGGGCCUGUAUCCUGGGAAAGGAGGGCUUCCGCUCUGGACGACACUUCUGGCACGUGGAGGUGAAUAUUGGGGUGGAGGCAAGUUGGGCUGUAGGAGUGACCAGGGAGUCUGCUGAAAGGAAAGGAUGGUUCUCUUUCUCUCCGAAUGAAGGUUACUGGUGUCUAAGUAAACCUUCUUGUAGUUCCACCCUGUGUGUCUUCAAGACCAACCUCCCCUGGCCCUCUAACCUCAAAUUGUUGGAUGUGUGUGUGGAUAUUGAGGAGAGGUGGGUCUCCUUCUACAACGGCGUGUCCAGGAGUCACGUUUACACCAUCACUGACAUGGUCUUCACUAAGGGAGAGAGGAUUUACCCACUGUUGCGAACUUAUGGAAGAGAUAAAGGCCUUGUGAUCCAGGAGCUGAAAUAGACUUCCAGGCAUCAUAAGAACCCUUGAACAGAAAAGUGGGCAGUCAUCCAAAAAGCAGACAACAUUAGAGGUUCAGAGUGCGUCCUAAUUAUCUCCCUUUGUCCCAUAGUGUGCACUUGCUCACCCCCCUUCACUGAUUUGAAAGAAAAUUACUGGUAUAAGAAAUAUGGUGGAAACUAACUCCCACUAGCACAUGACUCCACCAAUCCAAAAUAUUAAUGGAGAGUAAUGAACGAGUGCACACUUCAGGAGGAAGGGAGAGAUUUUUGGGACACAGACUCAGCGUGUGUGACAUUCUGUUGCGCAGUUUAGGGAAUUCCACAAUCACACACCAGUGCUGUACCUCCCUCUAGUGGCUGGUGUCUGCAGCACAUAUGUCUGCCAAUGUGUGAAUAGAAAUCUCCAGGGGGUCAGCAAUGGGCGCCAAAACAGCCUG
Oncorhynchus gorbuscha (pink salmon) is the source of this 4057-nucleotide messenger RNA. RefSeq lists its product as uncharacterized. The coding region runs from base 178 to 3621 and encodes 1147 amino acids. The transcript has 8 exons. The record is from RefSeq and is a predicted model, not a curated record. NCBI's taxonomy places the organism in Eukaryota, Metazoa, Chordata, Actinopteri, Salmoniformes, Salmonidae. Gene Ontology annotation, molecular function: protein binding.